Molecule: messenger RNA, 848 nt
Organism: Paramecium octaurelia
Lineage: Eukaryota; Ciliophora; Oligohymenophorea; Peniculida; Parameciidae
Source: the annotation of a GenBank genome assembly
AUGAAAAGGCUAAUAUAGAGUACUGACUUUAAUGUGGCAAUUCCUAUAAGUAGCACAAAACAUGCAAUUAAUGAUGGUUUGUUAGUUUAUAAAAUAAUUGAUAGAUUACUAUAUGUUCCAAAAAUAUAAAUGUUCCUCACCAGCAAUUUUAGGGGAUGUCUUUCGUUGUAUUACACCAGUCUAAACUUAACUAUCACCUAUCGAAUAUUAAUAAAAAAGUUGUUUUUCACUUUUAUAAGACAACUUUGAUAUUUCUGUUAAGGAUGUAUCUCGAAAAUAUAAUAAUGUAUCUCGACAAUUAAGCAUUUAAAAAGAAAAUGAAGAGGAAACAAUUAAAAUUUAGAGAAUUGUCAAACAGGAAUAAAUUAUUCUUGAAGAAUAAGAAAUUUUAAAUAAAAAAUUGCAAAAUCUCCGAUUUGAUACAAACAAAAAAUUAGAGGAACUUGACCAAUGUAAACCAUUAAAAUAUUUUAGAAUAUCUUAAAAGGAGACAAGAAGUCAUAAAAUAAUUAUAAUUCUCAAUAGGUUAAUAUAGUAGCAACUCUAAAGAUAUUUAAUUUAAAGAGCCUCCAUUAAAAAGUGCACUAAAAAAAAAAGAAAAUAAAAGAUAACAUACAUAAGGUAAAUACUAAGAUACAUUGAAUGAUGAAGAUUCAUAAGAUGAUUGGAACUUUAUACAUUAAGCUAAAAUAAACCUUGAAAAAUAAAGAACGCAUUAAAAUACUGAUGAUGAACGAACACCCUCCAAAGUUCGAUUUGUUAAAACUAAAGACGCUAAUUAAAAGAAGAAAAUGCGAAAGAGCAUUAAUCUAUCUGAUUUAAAUGUAUUUAUAAAAUUUAGGCAUUGA